Messenger RNA from Petromyzon marinus (sea lamprey), 3168 nucleotides. NCBI's taxonomy places the organism in Eukaryota, Metazoa, Chordata, Hyperoartia, Petromyzontiformes, Petromyzontidae. The record is from RefSeq and is a predicted model, not a curated record.
ACUUCCGCUGAAUUCGUCCUGAUACAUUAAAACGCUGCGCGAUUAAAUCGGUCACGGCGAUCCGACUCCAGCCGGAGAAUCUAGAGCCGCGAUUACUGGAAUCGAUCCCAUGCGGCUGCCUCCCGCCACGCUGUGUCCAGGUCUCCAUGGAGAUGGACCCAAUGUGCUCUUGGGUGCCGCCAGCUGCUGCUUCUGCGCUUGAUGCGGCACUCAUGAAGCAGGAGGAGCGGACGCCAUGGACGCAUGCGGCGUUGAAGCUGGAGGAGGACGGAGUGGAUGGUGCCAGCUUCCCGUGCCUGCUGUGCGGCCGUGAGUUUGGCCGCCAGAGAUCUCUGCGCCAGCACGAGCGGUGGCACCGGCGGACGGCGGUGGUGGCCCCUCACCCGGAGGGACUCGGUGACGACGAUGACAACGUUACCGGUGCCAGCCUCCCGGGCCAGCCAGGCUCCCGUGCCACGGAGAGGCUUCACGGCUGUGCCGUCUGCGACAAGGCGUUCAAGCGGAAGCGAUAUUUGAUAGUGCACCAGAGGACGCACACGGGCGAAAAGCCAUAUGGCUGCACCGAGUGCGGUAAGGCAUUCACGCAGAAGGGCCACCUGCGCAUGCACCUGAUGUCCCACAGCGGCGCGAAGCCAUACGCGUGCAGUGUGUGCGAGAAAGCGUUCCCCAGGAAGGGGCAUCUGCUGGUCCACGAGAAGACACACACCGGCGAGAGGCUGUACGUGUGCACGGUGUGCGACAAGGAGUUCUCUCGCAAGGAGCACCUCCUCGUGCACCAGCGCACGCACACCAACGAGAAGCCGUACAAGUGCCUCCUGUGCGAGAUGGCGUUUAGGCAGAAGAAGUACCUGCUGAUCCACCAGAGGAACCACACGGGUGAGAAGCCCUACACGUGCGCGGUGUGUGACAAGGCCUUCAAGAAGUCAGAGUACCUGCAGAUCCACCAGAGGACGCACACGGGGGAGAGGCCCUACAAGUGCGUGCAGUGUGAGAAGGCAUUCACGCAGAAGGGCGACCUGCAGAGGCACGAAGCAAUCCACUCGGGAAAGAAACUCUUUGAGUGCCCCGUGUGCGGAAAAGCGUUUAAGCGCAAGGACUAUCUUGCCAUCCACAAAAAUAACCACAGUGUGGUGAAGGGCGAACAAAAAGUAAAGGUGAAGUGAACCUGGGGAGAGAUUCCCAGGCUCAACAAGGACGACGGCAAGAUAAAGCUUCCCUGUCCACUCUUGCUGUAUUUACUCCUGCCUACGCGUCGCAUGACUCCUCGUGCAGUCGGAGCCACUUGCUAUUGCUGAUUCUCCCUUUCCCCACAUUUCAACACCUAGGAGACUCACUGCAGGUGUUACCCUUUAAACUUGCAGUGUUCUUACAUUCUGGAGUGUUCUUACAUUCUGCACUGCAGUCAGGGUCUCAUUGCUGGGUUUGUAGGCAAUGGGCUUGCAGUCCACUCAUUUGUGUUCUGUGUGUUGCCCUGGAGGAGUCUGUGAUGUUUGCGAUUGCUGGGGUAAAGUAUUAAUGAUGGGGGGGGCUAUUGCACCAACAAUUAAUGUAGUGGAUGACCUGACUUGGCAGAGGCUGUGCGAGUAUCCUACUAGUGACUGGGAUUAACAAGGAUGGACUCAAAUGCACAAGUGGUGUCCCCGGAUCAUGGAAAGACUGGUUGGGGCCCCAUAUCCUCAGUGGCUGCUCUGCGUCGCACACUGAGGGUUCAGGAAAUGCAGUCGGUGGCUCGGGACGCAUUGAGGACACGGAGACGGCACUGGUAUGCAUGGAGCCAGGGGGCUUGUGGAGAGGAAGAGGAGUACGUGGCCCCAGUGAACGCAGUGCCUCAGGGACUCCAGCAGUAGGAGCUGUGAUGCUCUUGAUAAGAGCCUUUUCUUGCAUUGGGAUGGGAGUGCAGGUGUUUCCUCCUGCUGUGGUACAUAGAACGUAGCAGACAUCACGAAUAUGUUAGAAGCCACACCGUUGCCUUGAGUGUGGCAAGUUAGAUUCCUGAGUCCUUAGACUUUUCAUAUAGAUCCAAAAGGCCUAGUUUGGAAAAUACAAUUCACAGGCAUGUCCUCAUUCAAUGAUCAUAAUUUUCCAUGUGCUAACAUGAGAUGGCAUUGAUACAAAUGGACGGAAAAAUAUUGUCCAAUUUGGUGUUUGCAGAAUGUUUUUUUUAUGGAAUCAAUUAUCUUAUUCCCUUCCAGUACCAUUGUAAUGGCUUGUUAUGUUAUAGUGCUCUUGGAUUUCAUGUUAGCUCCUCAACUCUCCUAAAACACUUCUGCUUUGUAUUCUUGGUUCUUUCGGUGAGGUCACGUAGAAGGGAAACAAUAAAAUAAUACAAUAAAAAUAUAAAACAAAAUUCUCACGACUGCAUUUAAAAAAUAAUUGUAUUGUUUUAUAUUUUUAUUUUGUUUCCCUUCUACGUGACUUUACCGAAAGAACCAAGAAUAUGAAUCCCUGCAGUCACGAAAGCUUUAAAUCAAAACUUCUGCUUUGUGUUCAUAUACAGCUUUCAUCACUGGUGUUUUGAACGCCAUUCUGGUAUUUAUUGUCCCACCAUUCAAACUCGUCUCACUGUUGUGUGGCAUUACUCUAAGCCUGCUUAUAGCCCUGUUCAAAGCAUGUCUACAUUUUACUCUGGAAUAAGGUCCAAUUAAAAUUCUGGUCGCACCCACCAGGCCACAAUAACCAAAUUGUUGCUUUGUAAGAAUCCAUAUGAAGUGAUUGUCACGUGCUGUUAAUGCUUGAAUAGUUAAGUCUGAAUGUAUUUUGGUUGUAGAACUAAUAUACAACAUUUAAAUAUGAGAGCAUGCGUUGGGGCACCCAUCUCACGUUCAAACCGACAAUGGGUAGUACGAGUGCCUUUUUAAAGUGUAAUGUCACUCGUAAUUAUGCAACGUCACUAACACUUGCAUUAUGUGGUGAUGUGUCGGCCAGUCCUCACUGCAUUUAAAAUACAUCCCUCAGAAGAAAGUGAGCCUAUGGAUAAAGAUGCUUUGGUCACCAUCGAUAGACCAUGUGUCACUGCCACUGACAACACCUCCCAGAUGGACACCUGUGUGGCUCUCUAAUUGCUUUAAUGUAAUGCCUCAAUUUGUUCCUACACUAAGGUGCUGCAUUGGAGAGGAGUGUUUAAAUGCAAGUGAUGUGUUUCUCGAUAAAUGGGGCGUUGCAUCAUGA